Anneissia japonica is the source of this 4310-nucleotide messenger RNA. Its product is annotated as kelch-like protein 17. Lineage: Eukaryota; Metazoa; Echinodermata; Crinoidea; Comatulida; Comatulidae. The coding region runs from base 314 to 2008 and encodes 564 amino acids. The transcript has 7 exons. Gene Ontology annotation, molecular function: protein binding. The record is from RefSeq and is a predicted model, not a curated record.
CACUCGCAGAACAACAACUAAAAAAGAAUAACAAAAGGUCGAGUGGUGAUGUAAUGAAAAGUGAUGAUUGUUGAUGACAGUACGUCAGCUGGGAACCAUAUUUUUAUUGAAUCAACAAGCCUGCUAUGGUUUGUCUAUAUUCAAAGACGGUUUGGUAUCUGAUGCAGAUAAAAGUGAUAUCAACGAAUAUUUGCAAAAUUUAAAGUAAACUGAUACCCCUAAAUACAUCUAAUCCAAUGUAGUCAUUUUGUUCAUUUCUUUAAAAAAAAGUUUAGCUUGAGGGAUAUAUCAAUACAUUUGCUAGACUCUCAAGAUGAUACACAGAACAUACAUAAUUAGCACUCAUACUUCAGCAGCAUUUCAGAUUAUGAAUGACCUGCGAACUUCCAAAGAACUCUGCGAUGUUGUUGUUUCUGUUGACAAUCAAAAUUUCUACGCUCACAAGGUUGUAUUAGCCGGCUGCUCUCCGUACCUCCGUGCCAUGUUUACGAACGGCAUGCUGGAGACAGCCAAGAAUGUGGUGAAAAUUCAAGGCAUUGACCCGGUUGCGAUGGAGAUUAUUUUGGACUUCAUGUACACAGCAACAAUUGAAGUUAACGUUGAGAACGUGCAGAUUGUCCUUGCGGGAGCAAGUAUGCUAAAUAUGAGUAGCUUGCGUAACGUCUGUUCAACCUUUCUCCAAUCCCAGUUAGAUGCUAGUAACUGUCUUGGUAUUCAUUCAUUUGCGGAUAUGUACUCUUGCUCUGAGUUGGAAUAUGCCUCUCGGAGUUUCAUUUACCAACACUUCCUUGAGGUUAUUCGAACCGAGGAGUUUUUCAUCAUGGGCGAGCAAGAUGUGUUCAAACUUUUCAAAAGUGACCAGUUACAAGUAGAGCAUGAGGAGGAUGUGUAUGAGGCGGCUGUUUCAUGGAUAAGUUAUGAUUUUCACAAUCGACAAUACAGCUGUUGUAAAGUACUACAAAACAUUCGCUUUGCGCUCCUAGACAAACAGUACCUCUUAGAGAAUGUCAGUAAUUCGGAGCUUAUACGGAACUGUCCGAAUUGUGGAAAGGCUGUUAGUGAUGCCGUCAGGAUAAGGAAUGAUAACCAAGCCUUAGCUAUGAUAAGUAGCCGAUGUCAACCUCAUAGUAUAUAUGUAAUUGGGGGAAGGAACAGUGUAGAUUGUCAAUUAAACUCGUGUGAAAAGUAUGAAGCUUCAAAAAAUAGAUGGAUUCCUCAGGAAAGCAUGGAGAUUGCUCGAACAGCAGUGGGUGCUGCAGAACUUGAUGGUAUGCUGUAUGUGGUUGGUGGCGAAUGUGCUUUCAAUGGCGUACAAGAUGACGAUACAAUGUAUUUAGGUUGCGUAGAGUGCUAUGACCCUGUGCUAAAACGCUGGACCAGAAAAAAGGAGCUAAAUGUACAGAGAUCAUUUGUGGCGGCAGCUUCCAUGGGUGGUUAUUUGUACUGCAUAGGUGGUGAAAAUGCAUCAAACAGCUUUAAUGUGGUGGAGCGUUAUGACCCUAAGAUAAAUCGAUGGUGCUUCCUGCAAAGUAUGAAGAGGAAGAGAGCAGGCUGCGGUGUUGUCGUUUGUGAUGGAAAACUGUAUGUAGCAGGUGGCUAUGACAAAAACUACCACAUAGACCGUGCCAGCAUGGAGUGCUUUGAUCCUGAGCUUCAGGAAUGGGUGUUUGUAGCGGAGAUGGAGAAAGCACGUUCUGGCGUGGCCUUAGUUGCAAUGGACCACUACAUCUAUGCUCUAGGCGGCAGGCUUAGGCAUACAGACCAAUAUUUUGACAUUGCAGAACGGUACAAUACACAGACACACCAAUGGUCCUCAAUCCAACCAAUGCAAGUUGCCAGGGCUUGGCCCGCUGUGGUAGUGUUUGAUAACCAAAUCUAUGUUUUUGGAGGUUUUGACGGUACGAACCGGCUACGCAGCGUUGAGAAGUACAACCCGCACACAGACACAUGGACGUUUGUGGCCAACAUGAGCGCUUGUCGAGCAGGAUGCGGAGCAGCUGUUGUAUAACCCUUAGCAAAUUGGAAGCUGAUAUUAUUGAUUAUUCAAAUUAUGGAUAUUUGCUGGUCAUCACAUGUAGGAUUCACUAUAUUUCAUUUGAAUUUAAAAACCACAACUGCACAUUUAUUAAUAACAUACAUUUAAAAAAUCAUCCAGUAGAUAUAAUAUUUAUCCUGGUCAAGUACAAAUCAUUAAAACGUUCCCAAAAAAUUAGGAUGAUUAGUUUUCUUAACACUUUCAAAUCACAUGUGAAAAAAAAAGGGUUAAAAUAAUAUAAUUAUAAGCAGUUUUUCUUUAGAGGAAGGGCCUGUUGUUGUAGGCAAUUUUAUUAGAGUGAUCUGCUAUAUGAUGCGAUUUGUCCAUUUAUUGUCUGUAUGCAACUUCAUUCGAUUGAUUACAUGUUUUUGUUUAAUCUUCUUCAUCUGAAAUAUUUCUUAUCAUUUUUAUUCUUAUCAAUUUAAUAUCAUUUUUUGAGUAAUAAUGUUGCCUAGGAGGUGAGGACUUUACAAAAGUAUUGUACAAAAUGUUAGGUUUUGUUUUUAUUCACUCCACUGUAGAUCUGUUUUAAUUGUGAGAUAAAGGGUUAAACCCACAAUUGAAUAUGCUAGGUGCUUAGGUAAUAGCAUACAGAGCCAUACCCACAUGUUUUGGUUAUUUAUUUUAGCAUGGUUAGCUUGGUUGACCAACUACAAUAGAUUUUGUUUUUGGGUUUUCUGUAAAUGCAUAGAGACCAUGUAUUUUAUGCGCUAUAUAAAAAGUCCCCAACCAUUACCAUACCAUUACAUCCAAGACACGUGGUAAAGACACACAACACAAAUACUACGAAAAAUAAUACAUACCUCUAUCGAUGCACUAAAUACAGAACGCAUAUCCCGACCUAUGUGACUCAUACCCAUACCAACAUACUGUACACUAACAAAACACAACACAUACUCAAAUACACUAAUAAGGCCGGAAAAAAAAAAAAUUUUGUUGGCCAAGUUUUGAGAAAAUAAAAAAAAUGGGUAGGUCAGUAGGAAAACUUUUUUUUUUUAACAACUAAAUAUGUGUUUAUGCCUAAAAAGUAGAAAAUACACAAAUAAUACAAAAAUUCAUAUUUGCUCAUAAAAAAAAUAUUGUUUGUUGUAAAAAAAAAAACAACCUAAAAUGUUGACCCUUAAUUUCGUUAAAUUUCGGUCGGGCGUGGCCAACGCAAUAAUUUUUUUUUUUUUGGCCUAAUUAUACGAAAAAAAACACUUCCAUACAUUUAUAUAAUUUUAGAUAAAUAUUAGUCAUUAUUAUUUUGCUGCAAAUUUAUUUACUUAUGUAAGGUAUUUGUUUCAAAUUAAUGUUAGUUCACCAAGUGGUACUGUACAUAAACCUCAAAGAACAUAUAGAACAAGAACAUGCACUUCAUACAAAUUUGUGAAAUGUUUGAAAUGAAUGAACUCAGUGGAACAUUGAAAAUCCAAAAUGGAUUGUAAUGGAUUGGAUUAGAUAACCCUUGGAAGUCCGAAUACUUAUUUUCCGGUGGAGUAUUUCUGUUUGCUAUUGGGAAGUACACUUGUACUGGUAUGGACAUUUAUAAUGUGCCUUUUCCUUGCGGCUGUAAAGCGCACACUAAGUCUCAGUUGUUCAGGGAAAAACUCGGGCAGCAUGUACUACAGCAAAAACACGACAAUCUUCUACUCUCUUCCAAGGAAUGUACUGCAAUCUUUAAUAUCCACAUGGGCCAUAUUGUACACAGGACCAAUGUCUUAAAUGUCUCAUCCGAAGAUGUUGUACUUUUUUUUUAUACUUGCAUUUCAGCCCUCCAUUUGAAACACAAUAAAGUGGAUUGAAUUGGUCCUCCAAACAAUAGACCUCCACAGAUCAGCGCAACACAGUGGCUACCACCUAGCCAAAUGAGUUUAUGCUGCUCUAUGAAACAGAUAACAUACACAUACAUGCUCUAGUAUCUUGCCAGAUAUAUCAACAAUCAACACAUACCUAAAAAGUAAUAAUCCUUUCUAGACUUUUGAGGGCGCUGUUACUUUUUAAAAUAUUUUCACAUGCAAAUUAUUGGAAAUGUAUUCUUUUUAUAUAUGUUCUUUGAUCGUAUGUACAGUAUGAAUACAUAAAAUGUUAGUAAAUCUUCAGAGUGUUAAAAAUAUUAUUUGUUAUUUUUUUGUUUAAAACUAAUGGUGUAUGACAAAUGUAAUACUCAAUUUCAGCUUUGCCAAUGAAGAGAGUCAUUUAUGAUGCAUUGAUUAUAUAUAUCUACUGUUGACUAUAAAUUAUAAAUAAAGUGUUCUUUAUUCGGGUGUAUUGGUUCACGAAUAUAGAUUUUUAA